Fusarium oxysporum Fo47 is the source of this 1307-nucleotide messenger RNA. RefSeq names its product SUR7/PalI family-domain-containing protein. Lineage: Eukaryota; Fungi; Ascomycota; Sordariomycetes; Hypocreales; Nectriaceae. The transcript is spliced from 3 exons. The record is from RefSeq and is a predicted model, not a curated record. Gene Ontology annotation, biological process: cortical actin cytoskeleton organization; septin cytoskeleton organization; endocytosis. The coding region runs from base 206 to 955 and encodes 249 amino acids. Gene Ontology annotation, cellular component: cell cortex; plasma membrane; membrane raft.
CAUUAGCGGUCUUUUUAGCUGCAGCCUUUUCCUUGACGGUGAUCCUGGCAGCGUGACGACAUCCAACCCCCAGGGCUCCAUCGCAGUAAAUUAAUCCUUUCGAGUUCGAUUUUUUGGGCAGAAGUGCUUGCAGCAGCGCUUGAUUUUGAUUGUGGCCAGAUACUGUUCAGCUGGAGAAUAGUAUACUUUCCAACGGGAUAUAGCCAUGGCGAAGAAUGCUCCUCUUGGCCUCGCUGGCCUGGUCCUCCUCGCUGUUUCCCUCCUCUUCCUCUGGUUCAUCAUCCUCUCAGGCUUGACCUCUACCACGCCAUUCGACAAGACGUAUUUCCUCCGCGCCGACACAGGCGGUAUCUCGGGUGCUCGCGAAGUUACACAAUGGAACUUCUUCUACAUUUGCGGUGCCGGCAACAAUGACUGCGAUGGCGCCCGCGCUGCCCCCGUCAUCGGUCGCGCCUGGGACUCAAACCCACGUAAUGCGCCCAGCUCGCUUGUCGGUAGUCGUGCCGGUGACACCACAUCGAACAAACAGUUCUUCUUGUGGCGGUUUGGCUGGGUCUUCAUUCUGAUCACUCUGUUCUUCGAGACCCUCGCCUUCUUUACUGGCUUCAUUGCCUGCUGUGGCCGUCUUGGUGCUGGAAUCUCUGGCAUCAUGUCCAUGUUCGCCCUGUUCUGCUCCUCAGUUGCAAUGUCCCUAAUGACUGCUACCUGGGUUCUCGCUCGCAAUGCCUUUCACCAUGACGGUCGAUCGGCCUCCAUUGGCCGCUAUGCCUUCGGUUUUGCAUGGGCCUCAUGGGCCACUUUGUUCAUCGCUACCAUUCUCUUCUGCCUAGGCAUGCGUGGUGACAAGUCGUCAAGCGGAGGUUACAGCGGCCGCUCAUGGCGCCGUAGACGAAGUGUCCGCAGCAGCCAUGGCGGAGGCUAUGAGGGGCGCCGUGUUAAGGAUGACUAUUCCUAAACUGUUACCUGGCAGCUGUCUGUUAGGUCACAUCCCAGUGACUCUCCAAUGUCGGCAGAGCUCGAUGAGGGAUGAGCAUGAACAGCCGCAGUGAUCGCAUCCACGACAGCCUCAAUGGUUGUUCGCGUGCUACGCUAUAAUUUUGUUCCGUCUAUAUUUGAUUCACCAACCAUGAUCUGUUCUACUGAGCAGGUUUGUGUUCAUGAUAUGUUUGGCGAGGAGAAUGGGCUUUCUCUGAACGUAAUGUUGAAGUUAUGGGCGAGAUCUACAAGAAGCUUGCUUUCAUCAACUGUCUAAUAAUUAUUAUGAAUGUAUGAUAUUACAACAAUUCAAGUGUUUUCAAGUCUCGAUA